Molecule: messenger RNA, 2279 nt
Organism: Paramormyrops kingsleyae
Lineage: Eukaryota; Metazoa; Chordata; Actinopteri; Osteoglossiformes; Mormyridae
Product: E3 ubiquitin-protein ligase TRIM35-like
Molecular function (GO): protein binding; zinc ion binding
Source: RefSeq, a predicted model, not a curated record
GUUACGUUUUAAAUGCGCUUCAUUGAAUAGAAGCUGCUCGUUCCCACUUUUAUUAACAAUUAUGGCUGAGGUACCAGUGUGCGGGUUCGGCCACAGUUAGUCGUUAGUCUGUGCAUUGUUCGAGAGACUAAGUAACAGAGUUUCACAAGGAAGUCAGUCUGAUUCCACAUUCUUCCUCCCCCACGGGAACGCAUUCUAGAUACGGGAUCUUCCGCAGGCGAUACGCAAUUCUAAGCCAGUCAUACUAAAAUACGUCAGGCCUUUACCACUCAGGGUGUAACCGAAGCUGUAUUUAACAGGAAUAGUCACGACCCGUUAUAUUUAUUUCUAAAAUAAACUGGAUACGAAACUGUCCAGUUUGUAGGGGAAAGUCUCCUAUGGAUACUUGUCACACUGACCUGACUCCGAGAUCUGCAGCAGCUUCUGAAGCUCUCUGCCAUCUGCACAAUGAGAAAUUCAAGCUCUUCUGUUUGGACGACCAGACACCCGUGUGUGUCGUCUGUCAAACCUCAGAAAAACAUGAAAAUCACAAAUUGCGACCCACAGAGGAAGCUGCAGAAAAACACAAGGGGGACCUGAAGUCUGCACUGAAAUCUCUGCAGACAAAGCUGACAGAUUUCAAUGAAUUACAACAGACCUGUAUCCAAACAGCAGAACACAUCAAGACUCAAGCUUGGUACACAGAGAGACUGAUAAAGGGGGAGUUUGAGAAACUUCACCAGUUCCUAAAGGAUGAAGAGGCAGGCAGGAUAUCUGCACUGAGGGAGGAAGAGGAGCAGAAGAGUCACAUGAUGAAGGAGAAGAUUGAGAAGAUCACAAACGAGAUAUCAUCCCUCUCAGAAACCAUCAGAGCCUUAGAACAGGAGCUGGGAGCUGAAGACGUCUCAUUCCUACUGAAAUAUAAGGACAUACAGAGAAGAGCCCAGUGCCCAGUGCAGGAUCCAGAGGAGGUUUCAGGAGCCCUGAUUAAUGUGGCCAAACACCUGGGCAACCUGAGCUACAGAGUGUGGGAGAAGAUGCUGGAGAAGAAAGAGAUUAAAUACACUCCUGUGAUUCUGGACCCAAACACAGAAAAUGUCUGUUUCACACUGUCUGAUGAUCUGACCGCUGCUACCUGGAGUAAUGAGAUACAGGAAUAUCCUAAUAACUCAGAGAGGUUUAUAUGGCCCAGUGUGCUGGGAUCUGAGGGAUUCAGCUCAGGGAAACACUGCUGGGAUGUAGAUGUGGGGGAUGGAGUUACCUGGAGGCUGGGUGUGGUUACAGAGUCCAUCAACAGGAAAGGGCUUUCCCCUCUGAUGCCAGAAGGGGGCGUAUGGAGUAUAGAGCUGCAUAAUGGUAAAUACAGAGCAAUGACCUCACCACCAGUCCCUCUGUCUGUGAGAAGGAAACCCCAGAGGAUCAGAGUGCAGCUGGACUGGGACAGGGGAGAGCUGUCAUUCUCUGAUCCCAGCAAUAACACUUCUCUCUGCACUUUUAAACAUAUAUUCACUGAGAGGCUGUUUCCAGUCUUCUGUGCCUGGGGUGACUGGCUUAAUCUGAAAAUCUGCCCAGUGGAUGUUUCCAUUACAGUGGCAGCAGUAAAUAAAUAUAAGGAAACACAGAGAAGAGCCCAGUGUCCAGUGCGGGAUCCAGUGGAGGUUUCAGGAGCCCUGAUUAAUGUGGCCAAACACCUGGGCAACCUGAGCUACAGAGUGUGGGAGAAGAUGCUGGAGAAGAAUGAGAUUAAAUACACUCCUAUAAUUCUGGACCCAAACACAGCACACAGAAAUCUAAUGCUGGCAAAGGACCUGAAGAGCAUAAUAUACAAUGAUUUCAGACAGAAACUGCCUGAUCCCCCGGGGAGGUUUGAUGUAUGGAGGGGCAUCCUGGGAUCUGAAGGAUUCAGCUCAGGGAAACACUACUGGGAUGUAGAAGUGGGGGACGGAACACGCUGGAACUUGGGUGUGGUUAGAGAGUCCAUCAAAAGAAAGGGGCUUUUCCCUCUGAUGCCAGAAGGGGGCGUAUGGAGUAUAGAGCUGCAUAAUGGUAAAUUCACAGCAAAGACCUCACCACAUGCCUUUCUGUCUGUGGGGAGGAAACCCCAGAGGAUCAGAGUGCAGCUGGACUGGGACAGGGGAGAGCUGUCAUUCUCUGAUCCCAGUAACAACACUCCUCUUUACACUUUUAAGGACACUUUCACUGAGAAGCUAUUUCCAUUCUUCUGUACCAGCGAUAACAGGGUUCCUCUGAAAAUCUGCCCAAUUAAUGUUUCCGUUACAGUGGCAGCAGUGAAUCUCUGA